Molecule: messenger RNA, 847 nt
Organism: Myzus persicae (green peach aphid)
Lineage: Eukaryota; Metazoa; Arthropoda; Insecta; Hemiptera; Aphididae
Exons: 15
Coding region: 26-847 (273 amino acids)
Source: RefSeq, a predicted model, not a curated record
CGAAAUCAUUUUUAUUAAUUUUUUGAUGGUACCUAACAAUAUGGUUAAACAUAUUAAUUUGUUGUCUUUAUGUCUCAUGUUCUAUGUAAUUGGAAAUUUAGAUGCAACGUUAACAAGACAACAUCAGUUUAAUCGUGCAGUGGAAUGCUUUAGGCAAAUGUUUGAUGAAAACCUCAUGGUUGGGUCAAAAGAAUAUCAAAAUAACCCAAGUGAAACGUUUGAUACCGUUCUGGCUAAUUUCUCGAAUACAAAAUUUCAUGAUAUUUCAAGAGCGGAUGUUUUACAGGGAAAACUCCCUACUGAUUAUAAAAACAAACAAUAUGAUAUAACCAAGACUUCAGAUCAUAUAAUGGGAGCCGUGAUUUCAUUGUUUGUAUUUAAUACUUUUAUAAAAAGUAAUGAUUUUGAUCAAAGAAUCAAUGAUUUAAAGAAGAAAGUGAAUAAUCAAGAACUUAUAAUUGAUCCAUUGCGUACGUUUAUUGAUGGAUAUGGAAAUAAAAACGCAAAAUUUACUUGUUCAACACCAAAUAUAUUUUGUAAUGAAUACAGAUCGGAUGAAAAAUUUGCCAUUAAUUUACCAGAGGAUCAAAUGAAUAAUUUUGAUACCUUAGUGUCUAUGUUCUCUUCGGCUCCAAGAACACUUCAAGCUUUAAUGAAAUAUAUUGAGUUAGAAAGUAUUCAAGUGUACUCAGAUAACUUACUUAUAUGUGGUGGUUCUCUAAAAGUGAAUCAACUUGAUAACGGUCUUUCAUAUGAGGAUGUUUUAAAUGGAAAAAUCCCCAAUACUCCAGAUAUGUUAAUGGAAGAGGCGAUCACAGUUUUUGUUUGUAAGUAUUCACAGUACUAG